AUGUCCCUCAUUGAUACCAUCUUCAACGAGGAGCGACCGACCGACUCGAACAAAGCCAAGAGCCACAUCGGCUGGUGGCUGGCUCUCUCUAUCGCGUCUGCUCGCCAGUGUGCCAAGGAUAUCCUUACGGCGUUACUCGAUGGGCAGUUAGCAUACAAAGUCCUCGGCGAGAAGGACCCCAGACCUGUCCAUAUCUCCAACGGGACUCUGAACUCUCCGAUAGCGAACAACACCCGCGAUAUAUGCACAGCACUGCCUCUAAUGCUCCCGCAAUAUAUGUCAGGCCUCUCGCUAAUGACAUCGAUAAGGGACCUAGCCCAGUCUAAUGCCAGAUUAAUCUGCACAGCCCUACGCCGAUACGCCACUGGGGAUAUAGUUGAAGCGUUAAAACUAGACAACGUGCGACACUCGAAAAGCACAGAACUUACCGUGGCAGUGGAUGGGCCUUAUUAUCUGACGAGAAAGAUCAAUCAUGCACGUGAGGUGGUUACCUGGUGCCAGGCCAUUGAUUUGAGGGGUCAAGAGGUGUCGAAGAAGGACUGA
This is a messenger RNA of Cucurbitaria berberidis CBS 394.84, 543 nucleotides long. RefSeq lists its product as uncharacterized. The record is from RefSeq and is a predicted model, not a curated record. NCBI's taxonomy places the organism in Eukaryota, Fungi, Ascomycota, Dothideomycetes, Pleosporales, Cucurbitariaceae. The transcript has a single exon. Bases 1 to 543 code for a protein of 180 amino acids.